AUGGGGGGGUUAGGUGUUUGUGUGUUUUGUGUGGGGUGUGUUGUGGUGUGUUUGGGUUGUUGGUGGUGUGGGGGGGGGUUGAUGUGGGUGUUAGGGUGGUAUUUAUGGUGGGUUGGGGGGGGAGUGUUAUGGGGGGUGUGGUUGUGUUUGUUGUGUAAUUGUGGGGGAGAGAGGGGGUGGGUGUGGAGGUGUAAGGGGAGUGGGGUAUGGGUGGGUUGGGGGGGGUUGGUGUUUUUGUGGGGGGGUGUGUGUGAGGAGUGUUGUGAUGUGGUGGGUUGGGAUGUAGGGGGUGGUUGUGGUGGGGGUGGUGUUGUGGGUGUGGGGGGGUGUUGGUUGGUGUGGUUGGGUGGGGUUGGUGGUUUGGUGUGUUUGGUUGUUUGGUGUUGUUGGUUUUGUGUGUGUGUGAGUGGUGGGGUUAGUGGUUUGGUGGUAGUGUUUUUGUGUGUGAGGGGUGUGUGUGGGUGGUGUUGGGGGGUGUAUGGUAUUGAUUGUGGUGGGGGGGGGGUUGGGUGGGGGGGGUGUGGUGGGUGUGGGUGGGUGGGGGGGGUGGUGGUUGUGGUGUGGUGGGUGGUUGUGUGUGUGUUGGGGUGUGGUGGGAGUGGGGGUUGGGGUGGGUUGUGGGGUUGGGUUGUGGUGGGGUUUGUGCGGGGUGGUUUGGUGGGAGGGGUGGGUUUGAGGGUGGGGGUGGUUGGUGUUGGUGUGGUUGGGAGUGUGUGGGUUUUGGGGGGGGGGGGUGGGGUUGUUUUGGUGUGGGAGUUUAGGGUGGGGGUUUUGGGGGGGUAUUAUUGGGAGUGGUGGGGUUUGGUGUGGUGUGUUUGGGGUGGGUAUGUGGUGGGUGUGGAGGUGGGUGGUGGUGGGGUAUGUGGGGAUGGGUGGUGGGUGUGUGGUGGUGGGGGUUUGGGGUGGGGUUGUUUGGAUUUUUUUGUAGGGGGGGGGUGGGGGUGGGGGGGGGUGGGUGGGUUGGGGUUGGGGUGGUUGUUGGGGGUUUGUUUUAUUGUAAGGGUUUGGUAUGGAUGGUUUGUGGUUGUGUGGGGGGUGUGGGGGGGGGGGGGAUGGUGGAUUUGGUUGGUUAUGGUGUUAUGGGGGGGGGUUGUUGGGGGGUGGGGGAUAUGGUGGGAAGUGGAUAGUGGGGUGGUGUGGUUGGGUGUGUGGUUUGGGUUGAUUAGGAUGAGGGUUGUUGGGGGGGGUAGGUUGUUUUUGGUUUUUGGGGUUUUGGUAUGUUUGUUUGUUUGGGUUUUUGGUUUUGUUGUUGUUUGUGGUUGUUUGGUUUGGUAUGGUUUUGUUGGUUUGGUUGGUUGGUGUUUGUAUGUUUGUUUGGGGGAUUUUGGGGUUGUGGUGGGUUUUUGGGGUUGUGGGGUGUUUGUUAUGUGUUUUGUGGGGUUGGGUGGGAUGUGGUUGUGGGAUGUGAUUAGGGUUGUGGGUGGGGGGGGGUGGGAAUUUUGGUUGGUGGUGGUUGUGUGGAAGGUGGGUGGGUGGGGUGGGUGGGUGGGUGUAGGUAUAGAGGGUGGGGUUUUUGUUUUGAGGGUGGUUGGGUUAGGAAUGGUAGUAGGGUGGGGUAAUUUGGAGUUAGGGUAUGAGGGGUUGGUAUGGGGGGUUGGAGUGGGGUGGUGUAUGGAUUUAGAGGGAAUUGGGUUUUUUGGUUUGGUGGGUUGGGUUAUGAGAAAGGGGAUUGGGUGGGGAGGGGGGGUGUUGGGUUUUUUUGGGGAGGGUGGUUGUUGGAUGGGGGUGGGGAUUUAUGGGUGGGGUGGUGUUUGGGGGAUUAGGGGUUGGAUUGGUUGGGGAGGGGGGGGUGGGGUGGUUGUGGGGUGUUUGGGGGAUGGGUGGGUGGUAAGGGGUGAGGUUGUGGGUGGUGGGAGUAUGGGAGGAUGGUGGGUGGGGGUGGGUAGUUAUGGGUGGAUGGGUGGGUGGUGGUGGAGUAUGGAAGGAUGGGUGGGUGGGUGGGGAGUAUGA
Knipowitschia caucasica is the source of this 1950-nucleotide messenger RNA. NCBI's taxonomy places the organism in Eukaryota, Metazoa, Chordata, Actinopteri, Gobiiformes, Gobiidae. The record is from the annotation of a GenBank genome assembly.